Polyodon spathula (Mississippi paddlefish) is the source of this 6594-nucleotide messenger RNA. RefSeq names its product inositol-trisphosphate 3-kinase Cb (gene itpkcb). Gene Ontology annotation, cellular component: nucleus; cytoplasm. Lineage: Eukaryota; Metazoa; Chordata; Actinopteri; Acipenseriformes; Polyodontidae. Gene Ontology annotation, biological process: inositol phosphate biosynthetic process. The record is from RefSeq and is a predicted model, not a curated record. Gene Ontology annotation, molecular function: inositol tetrakisphosphate kinase activity; inositol-1,4,5-trisphosphate 3-kinase activity. The transcript is spliced from 8 exons. The coding region runs from base 380 to 2512 and encodes 710 amino acids.
GGUGUCCUGCAUUUUCAGUGGCUGUUUAAAUGCCCUGUAUUACAGAGCUGCUGCGUGCUUUUGAACUUCACAGGGAUCCUGGAAAGUCGAAUUUAGGAUCAGCUAUUGUUAGUCUGAGAAGCCACGAUGGAUUUACACCAAGUGACCGAGCGAUGAACGGCGGCGCUGUGUGGGAAUUGAAGAGCCACAAGGGGGCGCAGUUUUACAGAGAGUCGGUGUAUCUCUUGGAAGGGCGGGGACGAAAGGCCAGUGAACCAAUCGGAAGGCGUAGCUUCAGAGGAAUCCCCGACGAUAUCAUAGUGACGUCACUUCAUUGAUCGGUUGCCAGGGGGACGUCAACUUGGCCCCCUGAGGAGGAGGGGCUACUACGGCCAGCAGGAUGGGCCAAUCCUCAUCGUCCUACUCCACAGUGGCGGCGACGAAGAAGGCGAAAGCGAAAUCCUCCGGCAAGGCUGCGAGCAGGGAGGCUACGGCAGGCGGGCGGAUGAAAAUCCGCCGAAUCACCAGCGAGGACCGGAGGGAUGACCGGUUCGACCGGGAUAUAACUAAAAAUAAGGAGCUGCCGCGACCGGCGGAGGCGACCUCGGAUGAUAUUAAAACCUGCACAGCAGACGAGAUCGGGAGCAAGCUGACCAGGACGGGUUUGUCCGGCGAUGCGGACUCCAGUCGAGAGGACAGCAGCGGGGUCGCCGGGGAGAGCACUGCGGGUUCCCAGAGUGCGAGCAGCGGGAGCGGCAUCGGGGGGCAGCCGGGGGUCUCCACCUGCGGGGAUUCGCCAGCGGACUCGGGUUCAGUAAUUCAAACUGAAAGCAGCAAUAACGCGGGGACUGCCGCAACAACCGGAGCCAGCUCUGCAGAUCCGGAGAGUGGCCGCUGUGCCGUGUGGGAAUGCGGGGACCAUGAGCGCAACGCUUUGGAGCAAAACAUGGAAAAUAAAGUCAGCUUUUUCGAACCGGGAUCUAGCGUGGAAGCAGUGAGGGGAGCCGCGGACGCGAAUUCGGAAGAGGUUGAAGUAAAAAAUAAACUCCGGCGCAGCCUGCGAGUGGAGGGUGGUUACGUGGAGCGCAGCGGUGAUGUUACUUCGCCUGUGCCCGAAACUUGUAACUCUGACCAGGUACAAAACACCGGGACGUGUCCAUCGGUAUCUAAAAAUGAGACAGGCAGCAGUGCGCAAAGCCGGGGGUGCGCGGUGAACCCCUGCAAUGGUGACGCUUUAAGAUGCCCUGGUAGUGGAGAUUCCCCAAACGCAGACCCCGACUUACAGUUUGGGGUUGCAGAUAAAAUCUGUGAAGUCCCUGAACGCCUGAGCUUCCCCGGGACGAUCCCGCGGCUUAUUGUGACCCGGGAGCCGAGCCCUUGCAGGGAAGAAGGGUACAGGGGCGCCGGGGACGCGUCGGACUCGCACCCGGGCGUGGAGUCGCCUUGCUCGGACAGUGGGUGCGGGGGGUCCCCGUCCCCCUCCUUGCUUCUCCGCAAGUUUUCUAGCUCGUCCUCCGCCGGCCUGUCCUCGGCUUCGUCUUUUGAAGAGUCGGAGGACGACUUCACCGGGAGCGACAUGGAACCGAACAGCCUGAGCCCGCAGAAUACCCUGGGGAGCCCCGACGACACAACGGGGAAUAAGUCGUGGAGGAAGCUGAAAACCAUGGUGCACUGGUCCCCCUUCGUCGUGUCCUUCAAGAAGAGAUACCCCUGGGUGCAGCUGGCAGGGCAUGCAGGGAACUUCAAGGCAGGGGACUUUGGGAAGAUCCUGAAGAAGUACUGUGAGUGCGAGCAUCAUUCUCUGGAGGGGCUGAUGCUGGACAGCCUGCGCCCCUACGUGCCGGGGUACUACGGGCGGGUGGAGAAGGAGGGAGAGACCUACAAUCAAAUGGAGGACCUGCUGGCUGACUUCGACUCCCCCAAUAUCAUGGACUGCAAGAUGGGCACACGGACCUAUCUGGAGGAGGAGCUGGUGAAAGCUCGGCAGAAGCCCAAGCUGCGGCCCGACAUGUAUGAGAAGAUGAUCGCUGUGGACCCGGAGGCCCCCACGCCGCAGGAGCGCAGCCAGCAAGCCGUGCUCAAACCCCGCUACAUGCAGUGGAGAGAGACCCUGAGCUCCACCGCCACACUGGGCUUCCGCAUCGAGGGCAUCAAGAAAGCAGAUGGCACGUGCAACACGAACUUCAAGAAAACCAAACACAGAGAGCAGGUGCAGCAGGCAUUUGAGGACUUUGUGGAGGGGAACACCAGCGUCCUGAAAAAAUAUUUAGUGACACUGAAAGAACUCCGAACAGCAUUAGAAAAAUCAGACUUCUUUAAAUCGCACGAGGUGGUGGGUAGCUCGCUGCUCUUUGUCCAUGACUACACAGGGCUGGUCCGUGUGUGGAUGAUCGACUUCGGGAAGACGGUGAAGCUGCCAGACUCGGAGACGCUCGAUCACCGGAUCCCGUGGGUGGAGGGGAACCGAGAGGACGGCUACCUGUAUGGGCUGGACAACCUCGUCGACAUCAUGGGAGCCAUGGUGCCAGACUGACCCGCUCCUCCAUUUAAUAAACUGGUUAAAUUCCAAAGGACUGGCAGCCUCGGAGACGGACAGGCUCGACCACAGCUGUUUGAGCAGUGGCGACACCAACCUUGACACAGUGUGCCUGGAAUCUCAAAUCAUUCUGAAAGAAGAAGAAACAGAAGAUUCAUUUUGCGUCUGGAGUGUCGUGUCCAAACAGUUUUUAGUUGUUUUUAACAGAAACGAAACACGCAAGUGGCCUUAACAGACUCUUUUUUUUAACAAAAAAGGAUAAAGGAAAAUAUGUACUGUUCCUUUUUUUAAAGUAAGGAUACUACACUAUAACACUGAAAAGCUGCAAAGUUUUUUUUUUAUUUUUAAAUUUAUUUAAAGAUCGCUCUGCCUGUGCAUUGCAAAUUUUUAUUUGGUGUUUGGCAUGCAGAUGACUUCAUUGGGUAUUUUAUGGGUACUUUGUUUUCGUAUGUGCCAGGUUUAUCCGUGCUUGUUUCUGAAAAUCAAACUGACAGUGCUGCACAUACUGAAGCUACAUUUGUAACAGUGCUGGUGUCUUUUCCUUUAAGGUAAAAUAAUUGUGCAAAUUGCAGCUUGCAAAGAACUGGUUUGAUAGCGGGUUUAUUGUGGUUCGCAGUGUCAGCGUACAAACUACAAAUCUGACAGAGAGGUUGAUACAGACGGUACUUCUCGUUUUAGAGUCUGAUCUUGGGCUGUUUUCAUGAGACUUUAACCCAGACUGUAUUCGUAGUGUCUGGGGACCCUGUUCCCAAAGCUUUCAAUCCAGGGCUACUGGUUUGGAUGCAUUGCAUUAUGUUUGAUAUUCUGAAACUGUUCUGUUGUCACAGGAUAAAUAAUCUUGUUAUCCUGACGCAACGUUUUCAAAUGUCAAGCUCCAGAGAAUUUGGCUCUUAGUUUUUCCUCUGUCCGUAAUGAGCCACUGUAGUUCCAUACUUGAUAAUACCUCAUGGGUUACAGCUUAAGAUCCUUUGCUUCUAAAGUUAGUGUUUUGCAACACAAGAAGAAACGGUAAACCCCUUUAACUAGACAGAUAAGUUCACAUCGAGCCUUCAUAUAUUCAUCUAAACUUUGUUUUUGAAAAAAGAGAAAUAUGUUCCAUGGCUUUAAAAAAUAAAUCCCAGUCUACCAAGUCCAGUGCUGUGGACAACGUGAUAACUGCACAGUACUGGUCUGGGUGGCACUGCAAACAACACUGUGUAAGUCAGACAAGCGUGUUCAUCGGACGUCCUCGUCAAUGUGGUUUUGUGCUGCAAGUGUACAACACCAAAAUACAUUGACAAUUCUUGCUAAAACUUUAUCUAACUUUUAAAUAACUUUUUUUUUUUUUUCCGUACCACUGAAUAUGAUUGCAGGGUCCAAAUUCACAUAUGAACUUAGCUGAAAAGCUUCCUCAGUAUAAAGCCAGGCUCUCGUCAUGCAGGGCAGUCUGUAGGAGCUUGCUGUCAAUGAUUAGCAGGCCUGCCAUUGGGACAGCUCACCUGCUGUGUAAAUGAUGCAAGCACAGACAAGCAGCCAACAAUCCCACUCUCUCCCACAUCGCUGUGAACUGGCCAAGCCAAGCACCUGUGUACUUGCAAAGUCAACUCUGGUAAACGCAUGCGUAAGUACUGUGCAGUUUAAAUUGGGCUUGGGGGGAAAAAAUAAUAGUAAACUAAAAGGAUCAGCGCCACUGUAGACAGCCUUCCAUAAAGAGAGGACUGUUCAGUGCCAUGUCAUUAAACUGGGCAUUGGAAAAUCAUUCAGAUUCGUUCUCCCUCUGUUGUGAGAGAGGACAGUAGUGUGGCUUUAUUGAAAAGCCAAAAAAGCAAAAGUAUGUGAGAGGAAGAACUACUGGAGAGGGGAGGGGGGGUCAAAAUGAAUAGGGAUUAAAACCUGACUAAGAAAAUCGUUUUAAGCUGAUAAAAUAGCAUUGAAAAUGGCAUUGUUGCUCUUCCCUAAAUGCACUACAUUAGACCUGCUUUAAAGAAGUACCUCCCAACAAAGCCAUGAGUGAGAACUCUUGUUGUGCUGAAGACCCAUCUUUGCAUCUUGUUUUCUGAUAUGAAAAGACAAUGAGGUGGUGUUUUUACAGUCCUUGGUAGAACUGCAUUAUCUAAAGUAACAUUCGGUAACCCAGGAUUAGUGCUAAUGCGAGCUUGUGAAUCAUGAAGAGAAUGUAACAAAGCACACAAUACAGAGAAUCUACCUGUCUUUCAUUUACACACUGGGGGUUUUGGCUUGCUUCUACAACAUUACCAGCUAUGCUCCAUUUCAUCCAAAAAAAUAAUGCAGAUUUCACCUGGAAGUAAAAAAAAUUGAUAAAAGGGGAUUCACUGUCGUGUGAAUUAUUUUAGAGUUUUUCUUGUUUUUAUUCUUUCAAAAUGUGUAAAUUAGUUUUAUUUAUUUUAGAACUACCGUUUAAUCCUUUUGCAUUAGGGUUACGGCGAGGUACCAGUGUGUCCGUUUUUUAUAUUUGAAUAGCUUGUCAAUGAAAACUAACCCUCUGAGUUUGGAAGUCAUGUAGACUGCUUUCCAUAUGGGCGACUUAAGAGAAAACAGCCCUUACUCAAAAACAAAGGCUGCAGUGAACACGAUUCAGGCAGACGCUAUGAAAGAGGCGGGGGGGCGGGGGCUGAGCCGCUCUCCAGCACGCUGCUAGUAGUGCCAGGUCAUGUAGAAGCUUAUUUCACUUCUGCCAGAUUGCUAUUGAUCCCAUCCUGGCUUAUCAACAUCCCCUCAUCAGUUGACCACAGAUUCCGCUAACCCAGCACAAGCAGUGUUGUCACAAGCCUUUUUUCUCAAAAUGUUUAAUUUUCUUCAGACACAAUGUUAAUUUAUAAUUACUAAGACUUCAUUUUCAUUAUUCCACCCCCACUGCCACUGGUGGAAACAGUGCUUGAAGUGUCAAGGCUUUUUUGCAUCCACAAAAGCACUGCUUCUGACAGGUUUAAAGCAUCUCGGAGAAGUUUGACAAAGUGUGCUGAAAACCACGUAUAAAUCUAGAUUACAUUAAUCAAACAAGACUGUUUUUAAUAGGCUACAUACAGUGAAAUAUCAAAUACAUAACUUUUUUGUGUAGUUUCGAAAUAUCAGUGAUGACGUUGUUAAAGUUAGCCUCAUAAAAUACAUUGACAGUCAUUAAAAAAUACUCAGCAUUCUGAAAAGUGCUUCAGAGAUGAUGUGACUGCACUGAAAGGUCCACUGCAGUUCUCGCAGUUGACUGGGUCAAUUUGGGUGAGAGCUGCAGUCAGCCAGCUCUGCCUAGGUAGCUCAUUCAUCAGCCAGCUCUAAUGCUCCAGUGUGUGUGUGUGGGUGUGUGGGAUUGUACAGCAAGUUGAACUGUAUCAUAAUGUAAAGCCUUCACUCUUCCCUCCCUCCCUCUGCUGUGACUUUAUUUUGUCCAUAUAUAUAUAUAUAUAAAAAAAAAUUCCCUUCAAUAUAAAUAUUCAUUGAUUGUUAUAAGUGGUGCUGACUCGCAAUAGUUUUUUCAAACUACUGGGGGAAACUGGAAUUCUGCCUUUCUACUUGUAAAGUCCAGAGGCCUUGUUUAAAACUGUAAGAAACUAAGUCAAGCAGAUAUCAAGCUCGAUAUCGUCAUGCACACGAAGGAAGAUAGUUCUUUAUGAGCACAUUUCAAUAUAGCGUACGUAUUUUCCCAGCUGUUUUCUGUAGCCUCCACAGCAUGACUGCCCUGUUUGAUUUCAGUCCCAGUUUGAAAGUGAAAAAACUGUUGAGGUCAUCGCCAACAACUUGUACCUGUACCUAAUAACAUUAAUAUUGUUGGAGUCCCCCCCCCCCCCCCAGCAUGGGGUUUAGCAUGACUUUCAGGCAGAUCUACUGUUCGGACCAUUUCCAUGGAGCCCUGAUCUCAAAACUGGAUGUACAGAACUGUUUACAGUUUACAACUGUUUUGUCUUAUUUUUCCGGUUGUAAUCUUUUACAUAUUUAUAAAUGUUGUUGUUUUUUGUUCACUGGAACAAUACUGGAAUAUGCAUGGGUUACUAUCCCUUUUUGAAUCUCUAUACUGUACUGCUGGAAUAAUUUGACAUAGUAACUGUUUUGUAGCUAGUCUACCACAAUAAACUGGAACCUCACAACUA